This is a messenger RNA of Peromyscus eremicus (cactus mouse), 1032 nucleotides long. RefSeq names its product Kruppel-like factor 18. NCBI's taxonomy places the organism in Eukaryota, Metazoa, Chordata, Mammalia, Rodentia, Cricetidae. Bases 1 to 1032 code for a protein of 343 amino acids. Gene Ontology annotation, biological process: regulation of transcription by RNA polymerase II. Gene Ontology annotation, molecular function: RNA polymerase II cis-regulatory region sequence-specific DNA binding; DNA-binding transcription factor activity, RNA polymerase II-specific. The record is from RefSeq and is a predicted model, not a curated record. The transcript has a single exon.
AUGUCCUCCUUUCCAGAAACAGUUGAGGAAUUUGAAAAGUUCUUCAAGGAUAUCUUUGAAGCCUGUGGGGAACAGGAAAAAUCCACAGGUGAUUUUCAGCAAGGGCCCAACAUUCCUGAGGUGGCCAAGGAUAGGAUCAUCUAUGGAGAUCAGAUGACAGACCCCCAACACCAGAUAAACCACUAUGGCCAGACGACAUUCUCCCGUGCUGAGGAUAUCUACAGAGGUCAGCUGAAAAUCCUAGGUGGUGAAAACACCCACCAUGGGUACCAGACAGCAGUCUACAAAGGUUAUCAGAAUCUCUCUGUGGAUCCUCAGGUGACAAGUCCAAUUGGUGGCCAGCCUCUCUAUGACUGGCAGAUGCAAACUCCUGGAUUUAAAAGAAAUCAUCAUGGGAGCAACAAGACAAACUCCAGUGAAGAGGAGAACCUGUUUCAGUCUCCUGAGACAACUGCCAGUUUUGAAGACACUUUCUACUUUAGUGAGAUGAUGACUACCACUGUAGAUGAGAAUGUCUGCCCAGGUCAGAAGAGAUCACCCAAUGUUGAAGGAAGCCACAGUCCUCAGAGGACUUCAUGUGGUAACCAAACCCCAUAUGUGGGUGGAUCCACAUACCCUUCAAGUUCCUUUUUGGCCCAAAUUCAACCUCUGGGGAGCUUUUCAGUUUCUCCUUCAGGCCAGGGACAGCUUCCACAAGAAACAUCAGACCCAGAGACUCUGAAUUAUAUGUCUCAGAAGAAGGAUCGCAAGUUGAAACAAUAUUUCUGUUCCUUCCAGAAUUGUGAUAAAGCUUACACAACUUUAUUCCACCUCAAAGACCAUGUGAGGAAACACACUGGGGAGAAGCCUUAUGUGUGCAAAGAGCUUGGAUGCUCAUGGACCUUUUUCCGGUCAGUAGAUCUCAAAAGACACCAAAGCAAGCACAGUGGGGAGAGGCCCUACUUUUGUGCCACGUGCAACAAGAAUUUUUCCAGAUUGUGGUACCUCAAGAAACACCAGAUGAUUUGUAGUGGAUCUUCUCCCAAUGGUUGA